Messenger RNA from Gambusia affinis (western mosquitofish), 5911 nucleotides. RefSeq names its product TOG array regulator of axonemal microtubules protein 1. Gene Ontology annotation, molecular function: microtubule binding. The transcript is spliced from 23 exons. NCBI's taxonomy places the organism in Eukaryota, Metazoa, Chordata, Actinopteri, Cyprinodontiformes, Poeciliidae. Gene Ontology annotation, biological process: microtubule cytoskeleton organization. The record is from RefSeq and is a predicted model, not a curated record. The coding region runs from base 431 to 4906 and encodes 1491 amino acids. Gene Ontology annotation, cellular component: cilium; cytoplasmic microtubule.
GCCAGGACUCCAACUCGCGUCACCAUGGAAGCACUCAGUUUGCGACAUGCAUUCGCCAUUUUGCUGCCUCGGUGUGUGUAUGGGUGAAUGUGUGUGUGUGGGGGCUCCUCUAAGGCUGAAUACCUUCAUAGCUUCCAAACAUUCAACUCUUCAGCCAACGGAGGAAAUUUCCACAUUUACUAACAGAACUGUCGCCGCUGCAGCAUGACCCGAAGAGGCUGGACGUCGGAGCAGUAGAUAGUUUUGCGUUGGGUUAACGAAGAGGAGGAGGGCCAGCAGAAAUGUAAGACUGACCAACAGGACCUCUGUUCUCCAUCAUCAGCUGCUCAAGAUGAAACCACAGAGUAAAGGGGAGGAACAUUAUUGUCCUCGCUGGAAUAUGUUUUCCUUUUUGGAUUCUCAAAUUUGACAAUCCAUAAAUCCGCCAACAAUGAUACCUGGAUUAAUCUCCCAGGAGAUACAUGACCAGCUUCUGGACUCAAAGAAUUACCAGAAUCGGACAAACGGGGUGGAAAAGCUCAAAUGUAUCCUCUCAGAAGUGGACAUUAAAUCAGUCCCACCUGGGAGUGUUGAGGAGUUCAUAAAUUUUCUUCCCCGACUUCUGGAUGACAGUAAUUUUAAGGUGCUACAUGGCACCUUACAGGUUUUAAACCUGCUAAUACAGAAGCUGGAGACUGGCGUUGACAGAUUUUUGAAACAUAUAGUUUUCGUUGCCCUGAAGGCCCUCGGUGACACUCGUGCUGUCACCAGAAAUGAAUACCAUAAUGUGUUUCAGCAGCUGAUGAAAACUACUCCACCGCAACAAGUAUUGGACCUCAUUAUCGGCAACUUGAAACACAAGAACUCCACGGUCCGGGAAGACGUCUUGAACAUUGUCAUGGCAGCUUUGCUCACUCAUCCUAGGAAAGAUUUCAAUAUACCCAAGCUAUGCUUUGAGGUGGCACCAUAUCUGGCGGACAACAAAAAGAAGGUCCGCCACGCUGCUCUGGAGUUAUUCGCUGUUUUUGACCAUUACCUUGACACAGGAAAGAAGCAGCCAUUAAUGAAAGCUUUGGACAUGGUUGAGCUUAAUGAGGACGCAGAAGGUCUGAUGGCAGCUGUGCACGCAAGACGAGCGAGGCGCAUCCUUCCAAAGUUGAACUCAGAGGGGAUUGUGGAGUAUGGCCUGGUGGUGCCCAAACCCGGACAGUGGUCCACAGGACAGCACGCUUCUGGGGCCGAUCUGGACUGGGUGAUAAAUGGGGGCCGGACGAGCAGCGCCAGGAGCUACAGGGUAGAACAUGAGAGUGAUCUACUGUCCGGCUAUGGCAGCUUAGGCUCCCUCACUGACGAUCCGAUGUUACAGAGAAGGAUUGUGAGUGCAGGCAAAGGGAAAAACAAGCUACCCUGGGAGACGUCGACCGAUAACGAGCUGCAAAGCACCACACCUAACGGAAAGAGCCUUGAACAGGUUUCAAAGGGGGACUCCAGCUCACUUUCCAAGAAAGGAGAGACCUACAUACCAAGUUUCAGUUCUGCUGAGCCACAGAAGCCCCUGUCUCCCAGAAGGAGGGAAACCCCUGCAGGUCUCAGAAGAAGCGGGAGCCUCAACUUAGACACAAAUAUCUUUAAAAGCACAAACAUCUCUGACCCAGAUGUUGUCGCACCCAAAGGACGUGUGCUCUCGAGGAAUCCCAGUGUCGAGCGAACUUUCUCUCUUCCCUCCAAUGCUUCAGCACCCGGCUCCUUUCUUCUGCCUUCCUACCCCCUGGCUACAUGCACAGGGGGCAUGCUAACUCCAACACUGGCCCGCCAUCAUGCAGAGUCUUCCCUCUCCAUGUCCAACACUUGGCCCAACAAACGAGAGACCAGCCCUCAGCAGCAAGGAACAAGCCCUCGGAGAGAGAAAGAAGACACAGCAAAGGGAGACCUCUUCAGUGUGCAGUCUCCUAGGCCUCUUCGAGCCUCCCUUGUGAGUUCCUCUUCCACCUCAUCGUUCAGGCGAGCUCUGAGCAGCACCAGGGCAACCUUCACCAUCUCACCGGUGCAAGCCCAUUCUCAUGACGACCAGAGAUCAAACACUCCAGCCAACCAGCAGCCGGACAGUAAACUUAACCUGGACUUUGACAACAUCAGCCCCUGGCAAGUUCCUCAGGAAGACGAGCCUCUGGACAUGCAGGAGAUGCUGAACUCUCUACGCACCUUGCGAAACAGUGCUGCCAAGAAGAGGGCCAAAGUGAGCCUCGGCAGUCCAGAUCCUGACAGCCCUGACUCAGCCGUGCAGGUCGACCUGAGGCUGGAUUCACCAUUACAAACGUCUCCAGUGCUUACCAGCUCAGCCAGCGAGAGCGGGCUCUCAAGUCUGAGUUCAGCUGCCAACUCCAACUUCAACAACAUUAAAACAAGCAGUCCCAGAAGCUCUGCCCCUCCUGUAAUGAAACAACGGAUUGCAAGAGUGCCUUCUGAAAAACUACGGUCGUCUGUGUCCAUGGAUUUCAGCAGCUUUCAAGGAAUGUGCCGGAGAAAUGACUUGUCAUCUGAGGUGGGUGUUGUUGGACAAGAAGUUAAUUAUUGCAACGGAACAAUGAAAACUGAGGAAGAGAAACUGCCACUGUCUCCUCCGCUGGUCAGAGCAGCAGUCCGCAAACCCGUCAGAGCUUUGAAGAUUGUCAAAGGGUCCCAGAGCACCAACAGCUGUAGGAAUUCACCUGGUGCAGACAUUUCUGUACCUGAAGGAGUGAUAGGGAAAGGCAUGUGUGGCACUACAGUAUCCUCCAACCGUCCAGGAGCCACGCUGUUACUUGAGCAGGGGGAUUUGGCUGCCAAACCUCCCACUGAUCCUUUAGCAGGCAUCUACAGCCGUCAACUAGAUGGCGAUGACAGCUCACAUCCCGAAGAGCCCAAAGAAAUUAUGAGAAUUGUCAGGACGGGUCGGGACAAGACAAGAGCGCAGAAUCUGGAGCAAUUUGAGGAACUGUCAGGUAGAGGAGACGAAACAAGAGACAAGAUUCGCCAUCGCGUCCGACAAAUGUUGUCUGAUUCACCCACAGAAGGGAAUGAAGAAUUAAUCAUCAGUGAUUGGCGUUUGAACGGCAACACGCUAAUAUCCACCAAGUCGGAUCUUCUCUCUGAUGAAUCCUCCAUCAGUGCCACCAGUCCUGCCAGUCCACCAGAACCUCAAAGUCCAGUUAAAAGCUCAACCACACCCCACCAUCCCAGCCCCCCUACAUUACCUCCCAACUCAAAAAAUGUGUCCCGCCUUAGAAGGGCACCUAGCCUGAGCAGAACCCGACCUUCGCUGUCCCACAGUUCAGAUGAGUUGUGCCACGCCACUUUAAGACACAAGAAAAAUCUGUCCGCUCCUUCGGAGCUCUGUCCCUUUUCAAAGCCCGACCUGGUGCUGACUCAGAGUUUCAACCUCCUGAAUUCAGAGGACUGGGAGAAGAAGAUUGAGGGUCUGAUGUUCCUGCGCUCUCUUGCUUACAACCAUGCAGACACACUUCAAGGCCGACUUCAUGAAGUUUGUUUGUGUCUCAUCCAAGAGGUCAAGAACCUGCGUUCAGGGGUUUCCAGGGUGGCAGUGUGUGCCCUUGGCGACCUGUACACACACCUGCAGAGACUAAUGGACCAAGAGCUUGAGGGGACAGUGAAAGCGCUGCUGCAGAAGGCCGGUGAGAGUAACACUUUCAUCAGGCAGGAUGUCGACGCAGCGCUGGAUCGCAUGGUGCAGCACUGCACUCCGACCCGCGCCAUUGGUGCUUUGCUUACUGGAGGAAUCAGUCACCUUAACCCAGUGGUGAGGAAGUGCACUGCUCAGCAUCUGGCUAAUCUGUUAGAGAAGGUUGGGGCUGCCCGCCUCCUGUCUGGAGGUAAAGAUCUUACUGAAAGAAUUUUACCUGCCAUUACCAAACUUGCACAAGACUCCUCCCAGGAGACCAGGUACUUUGGUCGUCGAAUGCUGCUAUUUCUGUCAUCUCACCCUGACUUUGACAAGAACCUGGAAAAAUAUAUUCCCACCAAAGACCUGCAAACUGUCAGAGACACUGUCUUGACUCUCAGGACAAAGGGUCUCGGUGAGAUGCCCCAAGACUCUCAGUCAGCCAGAGGAAGACGCUCGCUCCCAGGCAGCGGAACAGUCAGGGCUUCAUCUCUCAAUGGAGAGCAACUCAACCAGACCAACAGGCAGUCGAACAGCCAUUACGGCUGUAAACAUCAGACACAGAGUAUUGCAGACAAAACUGAAUACAUAAAGCAGAUCUCAGGUCUGCUGGGUUCAAAGGACUUCAGAGAGCGGAUCAAAGGCAUCGAUCAGCUAGUGGCUGACUGUGAACACAACCCCAACAUGGUUGUCAAUAGUAUAUUUCCGGUGUUUGAUGCCUUUAAAGCCAGACUGCAGGAGUCCAACAGCAAGGUUAACCUUUACGCCCUGGAAUCUCUGCAGAAAAUAACCCAUUUGCUGAAGGACAGCUUGUCCCAAGUGGUUAACAUCCUGGUGCCAGCAAUUGUGGACAAUCACCUCAACUCCAAGAAUAACGCCAUCUAUUCUGCUGCUAUCGAAGCUCUGAAUGCACUUAUUUUGAAUCUUGAUAAUAUUCUUCUUCUUCAACCUUUCUGCACCAAGGCCCAGUUUUUAAGUGGCAAAGCUAAGGUGGAUCUCAUUGAAAAGGUUGCAGGUCUUGUUAAGGAGCUCUAUCCUCGCAAGCCUCAAAUGGUGGAGCAGAAAGUCUUGCCCUUACUGUGGCACCUUCUGGGUACCUCCACCCACAGCGGCAGCAUCCACGGCAGGAGUGGCAGCGUUCGGACCGCAACGGCCAAGCUGUGCCAAGCCCUUCUCACCCAAAUGGGGUCGAGCCUGAACGAGUGCGCUGCCUCCCAGCCUACUAAUGUCCAGAAAGGUUUAAACGAGCUUCUGAAGACCUUAAAAUAAAGGAAAAGCAAGAUCCAAAUGUUGAAAAAGAACAUCAAGACUGAUCUUACUUGAAACAAAAGAAAUGUUCUACGUUUCUUAUAGUGCCUGCACUUUUAUAUCAAUAUAAAAAAAACUAACAUCUUAGGUUGUUCCAAUUGUUUUAUCAGUGAUAUUUACAUCGGUACAGAAAUGUUAACAUACUGAUAUCCGGUCUUAUUCCUUCUCAACCUGCUCUCUCUGCACUUUGAAAAGUAGCUGAUCAUCAAAGUUUCCUCCAUUACGCACUGUUGACAAAUCAGAGACACUAUCACAGAAUGUAAAACUGAAAUGCACAACGUUAAGAAGACAGGGAGCCCAAAGGUGUAUAUUUUUGAUGUUCUAUCAAAGGUGAUGUGAUAUUUUUUGAAAUGUCAUGCAGAUGAUUUGAAGAUUUGUGACAGAUUAAAAAAAUGGUAUGAAAUACUUUUGUACAGCUCAGUUGUGUAUUUGCACAGUAUUAGCUUAAUGUUUAAGUAUGGUGUAAAUUGAUGGUUAUAAUUUAUCUAAUGUAUAAUGGUCUGAAAAUCAUUAAUGAUGUGUUGAGUUUGUACUCUGUUUUUCUUUGUUUGCAUGACCAAGACUUUUAAACAGAAUCAACCUUGUAUAAUCUCUGUGGGGGGAUGGUUGCACACAGAAACCUACAAGGCUGGAAAAAGUUGUUUUUUUUUUUUUUUACACCUGUGAUUGCCUGAGAAACAGCAAGAAGUCGGCUCUGUUUCCGUCUCUGUAUCGUGCCAGUCUUCAAGUAGCCUUUUAACUGAAAUGGUGAUUUAUAUUUAACUGAUUUGUGAACUAAAGAAAAGAGAUAUACGAAUAAACGGUUUAUUUCCCUAAUACUAAACUUCACCUUUUCUUUCAGGGACUGCAUAAUAUUUAGAAAAAAGGUCAAAAAACAUUCUGGUUUCGGUUCAGAAAGAUAAGUGCCGUUUUGAAUUCCAGUUAGGUAUGACGAAUUUAAAUAUAACCAUGAGACACAAAUUUUAA